Malus domestica (apple) is the source of this 2022-nucleotide messenger RNA. Its product is annotated as digalactosyldiacylglycerol synthase 2, chloroplastic-like. Gene Ontology annotation, biological process: galactolipid biosynthetic process. The record is from RefSeq and is a predicted model, not a curated record. NCBI's taxonomy places the organism in Eukaryota, Viridiplantae, Streptophyta, Magnoliopsida, Rosales, Rosaceae. Gene Ontology annotation, molecular function: digalactosyldiacylglycerol synthase activity. Gene Ontology annotation, cellular component: chloroplast outer membrane.
GCAGUUAACGUUAACGUCCGGACCGAAGGUGGCGGCUUGGCCUCGUAAUCUCCCAAGGUAAAACAGUGAAAGCUACCCUUUACGACAUCGUAUAACCAGACUAUCCGCCCAAACAAACCGCGUAAAAUUCCACAGACGGAAAACGUUUAUUCGCUCUCCUCCUCCUCCACUUAACGUAGCCAACCAGGCAACCGUCCUUCCUCUUCCUCUCUCGCUCUCUGCGCCUGAAAUUCCUUCAAAACCUGUGCUUCAAUUCUUCCUCUCUUUUUUUCCGGAAAAUUCGUAAGCGGCAUGUUGCGAUAUUUACCACUGCAAGCCUUCCAUGGAUGACCGGCACUGCUGUCAACCCUCUAUUCCGUGCAGCCUAUCUUGCAAAAGAUGGGGAGAGACCUGUCUCUUUGGUCAUCCCUUGGUUAUCGUUGAAAGAUCAAAAACUAGUAUAUCCCAACAACAUCACAUUCAGCAGACCUACGGAGCAGGAGGCUUAUGUCCGUCGCUGGCUUGACGAGAGGAUUGGAUUUAAAUCUGAUUUUAGUAUACUUUUUUAUCCUGGAAAGUUUUCCUUAGAUAAAAGGAGCAUCCUUGCUGCUGGAGAUAUUUCAGAAGUAGUCCCUGACGAAAAUGCAGAUGUUGCCAUCCUUGAGGAGCCUGAGCACCUUACAUGGUUUCACCAUGGAAAGAGAUGGAAGAUUAAAUUCCGGCUGGUUGUGGGAAUCAUCCACACCAAUUAUUUGGAAUAUGUGAGAAGGGAGAGGAAUGGAAGAAUGCAAGCAUUUCUUCUUAAAUAUCUAAAUAAUUGGGUUGUCGGAAUAUAUUGUCAUAAGGUAAUCCGGUUAUCUGCUGCCACCCAGGAUUAUCCUAAAUCCAUUGUUUGCAAUGUUCACGGAGUCAACCCAAAAUUUCUGGUGAUAGGCAACAAAAAGCUAGAGCAACAACGAAAUGGAGUCCAGGCCUUCACCAAAGGUGCCUAUUACAUUGGGAAGAUGGUAUGGAGCAAAGGCUACAAGGAGCUACUCAAGCUUCUUCAGGAUCAUCAAAAGGAAUUAACUGGACUUGAAGUUGAUUUAUAUGGAAGCGGGGAGGACUCUGAUCAGGUUCAGGAAGCUGCCAAAAGAUUGGAACUGGCCGUUCGAGUCCACCCUGGUCGUGACCAUGCUGAUCUUCAAUUUCACGAUUAUAAAGUAUUCCUCAAUCCAAGCACAACGGAUGUGCUUUGCACAACAACGGCAGAAGCAUUGGCAAUGGGUAAAAUCGUUGUAUGUGCCAAUCACCCCUCAAAUGAAUUCUUCAAGCAGUUCCCGAAUUGCCGCACAUAUGACAAUGCUGAUGGGUUUGUUAAGGUCACACAGCAGGCGCUUGCUGAAGAGCCUGUCCAGCUGACUGAUGCACAGAGGCAUGAGCUUUCAUGGGAAGCUGCCACGGAAAGAUUUCUACGGGUUGCUGAGCUAGACCAGGCAUUUACAUGGAAACCGUCAGAAAGUAUUUCGAAAAGAUUUAUGUCCACCUCAUUAGGCCUUUGGAGUAGUGUGGAGGAUGCAUCCGCAUAUGUGCAUCAUGUGGCUUCUGGUUUUGAAACAACAAGAAAGAUAUUCGGUGCAAUCCCGAAGAGUUUGCAACCAGAUGAGGAACAAUGUAAGGAGCUUGGGCUGGCCAUACCUGCAGGUAAACGAGGUUCACAAAAAUAAUGUCGUCCCUUGUUUGUAUGAUAACAUUAUUCGGGACUCGGGAGUAUCUUCAUUAUCAAUUUCAGGACAUGCUUGCUUGGCUAUUGAGGUAUCCAAAUCAAAAUGUGUAAAUUGUUCCAUUUUUCCUGCUGCCUGAAGUUGAGAAUUGGGUGGGAAUCAAGGAAUAAUUUAUACGAAAGACACGAGUCGAAUAAUGUUCAUAUACAUUGUUGCCUGUAACAAUGUGUUCUACUGAGGGAGGGUAAAUUUGCAUUUGUAAUUAAAACCGCAAUUUACAUAUACAUUGUUGUGGAUUACCAUUUACAUUUAAUACAUGUCAUUACUUUGUAUUUUCCAC